Molecule: messenger RNA, 436 nt
Organism: Metschnikowia bicuspidata var. bicuspidata NRRL YB-4993
Lineage: Eukaryota; Fungi; Ascomycota; Pichiomycetes; Serinales; Metschnikowiaceae
Gene: RPP1A
Product: ribosomal protein P1
Exons: 1
Coding region: 81-398 (105 amino acids)
Biological process (GO): cytoplasmic translation; translational elongation
Cellular component (GO): ribosome; cytosolic large ribosomal subunit
Molecular function (GO): ribonucleoprotein complex binding; structural constituent of ribosome; protein kinase activator activity
Source: RefSeq, a predicted model, not a curated record
CGAAUGUGCCCGUUCUUCUUCCUCCAUUCAAAACUAAGAAUAGUCUGCCUAUUGCUUAAAUUGAUUAUCUCUAGUUCGCCAUGUCUACUGAAUCCGCUUUGUCCUACGCCGCCUUGAUUUUGGCUGACGCUGACGUCGAGAUCACCUCCGACAAGUUGUCCACUUUGGUUACUGAGGCCAAGGUUGAGUUCGAGCCUAUCUGGGCCGACCUUUUCGCCAAGGCUCUCGAGGGCAAGAACUUGAAGGACUUUUUCUUCAACUUCUCUGCUGCUCCUGCUGCUUCUGCCGGUGGUGCCGCUGCCGUUUCUGGCGGUGCUGAGGAGGCUGCCGCUGAGGAGAAGGUUGAGGAGGCCAAGGAGGAGUCUGACGACGACAUGGGCUUCGGUUUGUUCGACUAAUCGUGUCCUGUCGGUAGUAUAAUUCUAAUGUUUAUAUG